Molecule: messenger RNA, 3407 nt
Organism: Nasonia vitripennis (jewel wasp)
Lineage: Eukaryota; Metazoa; Arthropoda; Insecta; Hymenoptera; Pteromalidae
Product: putative mediator of RNA polymerase II transcription subunit 12
Exons: 8
Coding region: 253-2547 (764 amino acids)
Biological process (GO): negative regulation of transcription by RNA polymerase II; positive regulation of transcription by RNA polymerase II; cell fate commitment
Molecular function (GO): zinc ion binding; DNA-binding transcription factor activity, RNA polymerase II-specific; RNA polymerase II cis-regulatory region sequence-specific DNA binding
Source: RefSeq, a predicted model, not a curated record
UUUCUUCAGUUUGAAUUCGUGCUCCGAAGCCGGCACUUCGACGCUCCGCCGCCGACUGUCUGUACUUCUGCUGCUUCUUCAUGGCGCGAGACUGACGAUUUUUUUUAAAUUUCGUCUCUGUACUUUGGCUGCGGUAUAUCGAGUGCGGAGAAAAAUCGGCAGAGACGAUCCUUGCCGAUCUGUGUGAUAAUAUAAGCGACGGUUGAGAUAUAGUUUGAUAUCGCUAGAAAGGAGUCGACAUAGGCCUGUUCGAUGAGGCUGACACCGAUCGAGUUUUUCCAAUUCCAGGACACGAUGAAGGAAAACCUACAGAAGCAAGACGUGAAGCUCGAGUGGGAGAACCAUCAGCAGGAGGAAGGCUCGCCCCAUCAGGAGCCGCAGCAGCAAUCGCCCGUGGAAAGCCCGCGAAGUGUGAUAACCAGCCGUCGGCACGUGCGAACCAUCACCGCGACUGGUAUAAUCGAGACUCGCGUCGAAUCCGCGCCGAAUUCACCCGAGAAUGGACAAACUGACCUGCAGCAGCAGCAGCAGCAGCACAUUGUCCAACAGCAGCAGCAGCAGUCGAGGUCCAUAAAACAGGAGAACCAGGAGCCACCGCCGCCGUACACGGAGGAGCCACAUCAGCAGCAGUACCGCAUACAGAUGUCCCAUGAACACAGUCCCGAUGACCAGCAGAGAGUCGUCGAGCAGAAGCAACAGCAGCACGUGAUCUACGCGACGAGUAAUGGACAAGAGAUGCAGGUCGACGGGGCUGAGACUACCGAGGGGACCAUCACUUUGAACGUUGAGGAGAGGACUAGUAAUGAUAAAUGCGCAGCAAUAGACAGACUCACCACACAAAAUGUCAUCUACCUUACCAGGUACGAGACGCCAGCGCCGGAUCGCGUAGAGGUCGACGGCGUGACGUACGUGGCCUACAGCGAGAGUCAGCUUCGAGCCCGAGACGCUCACGUCAUCGCCGUCCAAGAGCACCAGCAGCAGCAGCAGCAACAACAACGCCAGUCAGUUCCCCCUCAACGUUACAGUCCCCACGACCAGGUCCCACAAGACCCACAGCAACACCAGCAGCGUUACCAGACCUCACCCGUUGCUUCGGAGACCUACGAGGCCCAGUCCCUGGUCUCCCAGACACCCGGCAACCAACAGCUCAGCUCUCCAGGUCAGAACUACUCUCCGCCGCUCGACGUCAUCAGGUCAGGACAGCAGCAGCAGCAACACCUGGUCGCCUAUACCGACGGUGCCAGCAUCAAGUACAGCGCCGAGGUCAGCGUCGCCGCGGAGAACCUCAAGCAGUCCAGCACGUACACCACUCUGGAGACGGUUCCUCUAGCGCCGACCCCAGCGGUACCUUACACCACCCAGUACAUCACCACCGAGGCGUUCCAGCAAGUACCGACGAGUUACGGCUACCACAAGCACCCGGAGAUCGUUCUUUGUCCUAUAUCUAGUCAAGCGAGAGGCGGCGAGAUCGACCACGCGACGAACGUGUACAUAAAAUCGGACCCGACCCUCACUUCCUCGUCGCUUAUGCGCACGUCUUUCCAAUACGAGCAGCCGUCCUCGCCGUCACAGAUAAACGGCUAUCCCGGCGGUUGUCAGUUCAUCAAGCCGACGAACGACCAGUACUGGGCCCAGUCAACGGGCCCUUCACCUCCGCCAGGAUUCGACUACGCGCAGGGCUACGGAGCGGUACCGAUCUCAGCCGCGGCCGUGGCCGCUGCUACCGAUCCCAACAGCAUCAUGUUCUCCGGUGGCUCUUACGUCACCAACGGGCCCACCUCGCCCUGGACGCCCAAUCCGAUUCUGACCAGUGCCGAGGACACCUUCGAUGGUCCCGGCGCGGAAAUCGGCAGGGAGUGCGUCAACUGCGGAGCUCAUACGACUCCACUGUGGAGGAGGGACGGCACCACUUACUUGUGCAACGCCUGCGGAAUCUGCAGCAAGACAAACGGCAUCAGCAGGCCGCCCACGCAGAGGGCCAAACCUAAGACGUCCGUACCACCGGUGAGUACUGGCGGCAGAAGACUAGGCGUGAGGUGCGCGAACUGCAGUACCACGACGACGACGCUCUGGCGGAGGAACAACAACGGCGAGCCGGUCUGCAACGCCUGCGGGCUCUACUUCAAACUUCACGGCGUGAACCGACCGAUGAGCAUGAAAAAGGACGGCAUCCAGACGAGGAAAAGGAAGCCGAAGAAUCACGCGAACGUGAACAACAAUCACGGAGUGUCGAACGCCAUCCACAAGCCCGAGAUCAAGUCCAGCCUACUCGUGGAGUCGAAGGUGCAGUUGAGCAUGUACGAAAACGGAGGUGGGGACGGUGGGGUCGAAGAGCAAUACAUAACCGCGAGCGAAGCGCAAAUAUCGCUGCAUCAGCCGUUACCUUCUUACUCGCCCCUAACAUUACCUUCCGCCGCUGUGCUCAAUCGCCAAACGACGCUUACCGUGCCACCGUUAGAACCAGCAACUAGUCGACCGAAUGGGGACUUGAUAUCAGUGAUAACGUCGACGACGGCAGCGCACACGGCCGCGGAGAGAUCAUCGUAAUUUCGCGGCUCGGCGCUGAGAUAUCUACAUUACCGACUGUAUUCUGCUUUGCCGGACACCGAAAGUAUCGAUCCGCUCGAUCAUCUCCGGCGACUGUCUCCAUCUCACGGCGAAGCGGUGAAGCGCGUUCGGGUGGUACCAACGCAUGUAGUGUUUUCAAUUUUUUUUUUUUUAUAUAAAAGUACAUUAUGAAGUUCAGAAGUUGGACGUAAGAUUAUUAUGUUGAAUGAGAAUUCGCCUAGAGCCCUUAUAUUCUGUAUGUAAAUAAAUAAGUUUUGUAUCGCGUGGUCCCAAAGAUGAUUUAUGUAGAUGUAAUUUAUGGAUGUAGUUUUUCUUUUUGAAUAUUAUUACCCCAAAGAGUAAUAUAUAUUAUAGCCAUGCUAAACAGAAAAUCGAUGUUCUAAGUAUAAAAUAAGCUCAACCUCUUGUUUCUAUAUACUGGGAAAUUAGUUUCGUUUCUUCUGAAAUCUUUCGAUGACUCUUAAAUUGGUAAUUACAUUACAUCGUGUAUGCAUGACUACCCAUGGUUCGAUUAGUAUUCAGGGGGUUGAGUUUUGAACUAAUUCAUAAAUUUGAUUGUAAAAUUUUAUUAGGUACUUAAUUAAUUGUGAGCUUUACUGCAUAGAAGCUUAUAAUUCGAUGAAAAUAUGUCGAAUCAUUAUUGUCAGUUGUAGUAUUGUCGUCAGGGCAAUUUUGUAAUUAUAUUAUAUACAUAUAUUUAUAUAUAAUUGGAUAUAUACAUGAAAAGUUAAUUGAAAUGUAUUUGAAAUAUAGUUAAUAUAAUUUUUAAUACUAUUGCAUGAAGUAUAGGAAGAGAUUGUCAGAAAAAAAUAAAUAAUAUGAGUGAUUACAAAAAGUAA